Molecule: messenger RNA, 1864 nt
Organism: Bombina bombina (fire-bellied toad)
Lineage: Eukaryota; Metazoa; Chordata; Amphibia; Anura; Bombinatoridae
Product: saccharopine dehydrogenase-like oxidoreductase
Exons: 12
Coding region: 295-1605 (436 amino acids)
Biological process (GO): glycolipid biosynthetic process
Cellular component (GO): lipid droplet; plasma membrane; mitochondrion
Source: RefSeq, a predicted model, not a curated record
GUCUAGAGUGGAGCUCCAGUCUGCAGUUAGACUACUUUGAGCUGAUUUGAAAGCUGUGUCCUAAGCUCCACCUUCACUAACUAUGAAGUGGCUUUUACACAGCACAGGCAAUGAACUGAAUCACUUUAAUGAUUAAAUUCACCCAGUUCACUGCAGAGAGUCGAGUCAGUGAUUCCCUAGCCAAGCCUAGUCUUCAGUGUCCCAGGCUUCUUGCGUUCAUAAUUUCAUUGCGCUUCCUAUUGCUAGCUGUCUUGGCUGUUCUCUUCUUGCUGACUAACAGCGACAGCAGUUACUAUGACGACCGCCGGGGAGCGCGAAUAUCAGUUUGUCAUAUUUGGGGCUUCGGGGUUUACUGGGCAGUUUGUGGUAGAGGAAGUAUCUCGAGCUGCUGAUGGGGAUGAAUUCAGGGGUCCUGGUCUCCGCUGGGCAGUGGCGGGGAGGAACAAGGAAAAACUGGAGGAAGUGCUGCAGAGAGCCGCAGACAGGCUGGCUAAGCCACAGCUGAAGACCGAGAUUGGCAUUAUAAUCUGUGAUGUAAACGACCCCCCUUCCCUGGCAGAGAUGUGUAAAAAGGCCUCUGUUGUUCUCGAUUGUGUGGGACCAUACAGAUUUUUCGGGGAACCUGUUGUAAAGGCAUGCGUGGAAAAUGGAGCACACUUUAUUGACAUCAGUGGAGAGCCUCAAUUUCUUGAAGGAAUGUAUUUCAAGUAUGACAGUCAAGCUGCGGAAAAGGGGGUAUAUGUUGUCGGCAGCAGUGGUUUUGACUCCAUUCCAGCAGAUUUAGGUGUUUUGUUCACCAGAAACAGCUUAAAAGGUACGUUGACUGCAGUUGAAAGCUUUUUGUCUUUCAAAUCGGGACCAGAGGGAACCUGCAUUCAUGAUGGAACUUGGCAAUCGGCUAUUCAUGGGGUCGCAGAUCAGGGCAAUCUAAGGAAACUUAGAAAGCAGUUCCCACUCAAACCUGUUCCAAUUGUUGGUGCAAAAUUGAAAAGAAGGGGUGCAGUAUUUUACAGCAAUGAACUGAAGGAAUAUGCUAUUCCGUUCCUUGGAGCAGAUGUGGCAGUUGUCAAAAGGACGCAACGAUUCUUGCAUGAGAAUUAUCAAGAAACUCCUGUGCAAUAUUCUGCAUAUGUAGCUGUGGGUGGUAUUGCAUCUGUAAUCAAAUUGAUAUUUGUUGGAAUACUUUUUUUACUUUUCACACAAUUUAACUGUGGACGACAGCUUUUAAUAAAAUAUCCAAAAUUCUUUUCGUUUGGAUUUUUUUCAAAGGAAGGACCAACACAAAAACAGUGUUUUUGUCCACAGAUGGAUGACGCAUCUUUCACAAUGACAUUUUUUGGGCAAGGCUAUAGUGAAGGGCAAGAUCCACAACAAGGCAAACCAAGUGUUAAAAUCUGCACACAAGUUUCAGGACCAGAAGUUGCUUAUGUUGCUACACCCAUUGCAAUGGUGCAGGCUGGAGUUACCAUUAUAAAGGAACCAAAAUCUCUUCCUAAAAGGGGAGGUGUAUUCACUCCAGGGGCAGCCUUCUCCAAGACCAAAAUAAUUGAGCGUCUCAACAAGGCAGGCUUGCAGUUUAAUGUCAUCGCCAAACCCGAAGCCUGAACAAGUGAACGGAAAGCAUGUACAUUUGUGAUUAACAUAAUCAAGAGUGCUUUUGCUACAUAAAAAAUCAUUGCAUCCAGUUUCUUUUUUAUAUGCAGAAUAGAUAAUUAAUACAAUGUUUAUAAAACUUGAAUUUACUGAAGCUUUGAACAUUUGUUUAUCACUAAAUUAAGAGCACGCUGCUGAGGGUACUCUGUCUACUAGCACUUUGUUACCUGCCCUUUGUUUUCAAAAGCACAUUAAAGUAUUUUCUUAAUUA